Messenger RNA from Beauveria bassiana ARSEF 2860, 2448 nucleotides. RefSeq names its product serine/threonine-protein kinase cbk1. Lineage: Eukaryota; Fungi; Ascomycota; Sordariomycetes; Hypocreales; Cordycipitaceae. Gene Ontology annotation, molecular function: ATP binding; protein serine/threonine kinase activity. The record is from RefSeq and is a predicted model, not a curated record. The transcript has 4 exons. Gene Ontology annotation, biological process: intracellular signal transduction; peptidyl-serine phosphorylation. The coding region runs from base 1 to 2448 and encodes 815 amino acids.
AUGGAGACUACAGGGCCAGUCUCGGUCGAUUCGCCCAACUAUGGCUUGGUUUCUGUGGACUCGGAGAUGCUCAAGCUGCGACGAGCCAGUUCCCGCGUGUGGUCAGAUUUGCGAGGAGCAUUCAAGGCAAUUGGCAAAAGUACGGGCUAUGACGACAAAGGACAAGCGACAAGUCUAAUUCAAGUAGCAGGCUCUCACAACUCGAACACUAUCGAAUACCGAUCCGAGGACGCUCAUUUGGUGCCCAUAAAACGAGAUGACAGAAUCGAUGAGCUGCACUCAUCAUACAAAGAAAAGGCCAUGACGCCCAGUGAAUUAGUGAAGCGGCUACGGCUCGACACUCUUGGCAUAGCACCCAGCACUACAGUCAUUCUUCGCAGUUCCCCGUCGCGAAACCGGCGUCGACGCAGCUCGGCGCAAGCCCUCAAUAACAUAUAUGCGCCAGUUAGAGCCGAGUCUUUCACGCCGCCGACGAACAAUGUUGUCAAUCAGGUGCCAGAAGACACUACCUCAUCUCGCAAGACAUCGAUGGAGUCGUUUGCGUCUACCUCGAAUCGAGAGAGACUGAAGCAGCGCAGCACGCACAGGUUUCUACGUGCCAGAUCGAACCCAGAAACCCUGACGACGAUCAAGGAGUCAUGUCAGGAUAAUUUCAAGCCUACGAUUUUGACAACGGAAAAAGCCGCUGCCAUCAAGAUCAGUGUGGAAACUUACUACAACGAGUUGUUGACGAUACCAAACUCGCGACUCCAUCGGCGACAUUACUUGGAGGCGCAGCUCUACUACCGUCCCCAAAUGUCGAUGGAGGAGAAGGACGCCAUCCGGCGAGCAUUCUUCUACCAAGAAUCAUGCUACCUCCGACAUUGCCGCAUUCUGAAGGCGCAAAGUCAAGUAAGACGAAGGAUGAAAAUGAACGCACAUUGCCGACAAAACUUUGAGCCCGUUAAAGUCUUGGGCAAGGGCAGCUUUGGGGUGGUGCGACUUGUCCGCGAGAAGAAGACGGGGACUCAUGCGCCGUCGCAAGUGUUUGCCAUGAAGGUGAUCCGAAAGUCUGAAAUGCUUUUGAGCAGCCAAGAGGGUCAUUUGCGCGCAGAACGGGAUUUUCUUGUCGCAGCAGAGGGGUCAAACUGGAUUGUACCACUUGUUACGAGCUUUCAAGACUUUACCAAUCUCUAUCUCGUGAUGGAGUAUAUGCCCGGUGGUGACUUUCUCGGCAUGCUGAUGCGUGAGAAUGUGCUGCACGAAACGAUUGCUCGAUUUUACAUUGCGGAAAUGAUUUUGGCUGUGGAAGAAACGCAUCGACUCAAAUUCAUCCACCGCGACAUUAAGCCAGACAAUUUUCUGAUAUCGGCUUCUGGGCACCUCAAGAUAUCUGACUUUGGCCUCGCUUUUGACGGUCACUGGUCCCAUGACGCGGCAUUCUACAGCUGGCAUAGACAUUCUUUGUUUCAGCACUUUCGUCUAUCAACAGACGGGGAUGGCACGACUGGCGAUGCAAGUGCCAGCAAAGGUCGCGCGAAGAAGCUUGGACCGCAUGAGCAAAACAAAGGCUACCACACUGCAUACAACGAUCUGAACCACUUCAACCCGCGAAGUAGCACCAGAUGCCGGGCAACUGCAUACUCGGUCGUGGGCACGAGCCAAUACAUGGCGCCAGAGUGGAGCAUUGGCAUCAUUCUGUUUGAGUGUCUGUAUGGCUUCACGCCAUUUGGAGCAGGCAAAGGCAGAAAGGAAACGAAGCAAAACAUUGCGAAACACAAGGAGAUAUUCUGUUUCCCAACUCGACCAGCUGUCAGUGAUCGGUGCAAAGACUUGCUCUUUUGGAUGAUUCAUGAGAAAGAAAACCGUAUCUGCUCCAAGAGGUAUCAGCACAAAGACCGAUGCCCACCCGGGCCGAAUCGACUGACGGACUUGUUUGGGCGGCACGUGUUUCCAGAUGAUGCCGAGGACAUUAAAGAUCACAGAUGGUUCAAGCAUUUUGCUUGGGACCAAGUACAAAACAUGACGCCACCGUUUGUGCCCAAUAUAUCUAGUCCCGAAGACACGCAUUACUUUGAGGAAUCGGAGCCGUUUAGCGACUGGUCUGAGUCAAACCCGGGUGCUUGCCCGAGCCCUGAUGAAGUGCACAACAUUCUGCGAGACUUUCGCCUGUACGUGCAGCAAGUGGCAGUGGGACUUGUGGCUGAGCCGUAUAACUCGUCUAGCCUCCGAUUGAUUGAUUCCGAGUUGGAAAAUUCGCCAGAAUUGUCAGAGGGUGAAAAGCAAAUGCUCAAGCGCUUCAUCAGGUUGUAUGGACGACGACAGCGAAAACGGCCGCGGGACGUGCUGCUGCGAGAUGGCAAGAUCAAGGAUGUGGUGAUGGAAGUGAGAAAGUCGUCGGCAUUUAUGGGAUACUCAUGGCGACGAAUGCCUCCAAGCGGAUUCAUGAUGCCAGAGUUGCAGCAAUGA